Messenger RNA from Trypanosoma theileri, 348 nucleotides. RefSeq lists its product as uncharacterized. Lineage: Eukaryota; Euglenozoa; Kinetoplastea; Trypanosomatida; Trypanosomatidae. The annotation marks the transcript as partial. The record is from RefSeq and is a predicted model, not a curated record. The transcript has a single exon.
GUGAAUCUCUGUGAGGAGCGGCUGUACCUAACACUGUUUGACAGCUCAGUGAUGGUGUUCCGUGAGAACGGGCAUGUUGUUGCUGGCAUCCCCAUCACGUCCAUCAAAUCACUGCACUACGCCACGGUGGACGUUGCGGAGUCCAAGAAGGACCCUGAGAACAAGAAACAUCAGUGCUUCCUGGCAUUUGUUUCUAACAAGGAUACGUUCCCAGAUAUAUUCUUUGUGCCCACACUGGAACGGUUCGCUGAUCCUAAUGAACGCAAUGUUCCUGCUACUCAGGUGAACCGCGUGAAGUUUGCUGUGAAGCACCUUGAACCUCUCAUAAAGUACUGGCACUCGAAAACU